Penicillium odoratum is the source of this 2340-nucleotide messenger RNA. Its product is annotated as fanconi-associated nuclease 1. The record is from RefSeq and is a predicted model, not a curated record. Gene Ontology annotation, biological process: interstrand cross-link repair. Lineage: Eukaryota; Fungi; Ascomycota; Eurotiomycetes; Eurotiales; Aspergillaceae. Bases 1 to 2340 code for a protein of 779 amino acids. The transcript is spliced from 3 exons. Gene Ontology annotation, cellular component: nucleus. Gene Ontology annotation, molecular function: 5'-3' exonuclease activity; flap-structured DNA binding; 5'-flap endonuclease activity.
AUGUCUUUGUUGCACUAUUAUGAGACACAGCGCUCUACCAAACGCAGAAAGGCAUUUGACGAAAAGACCGAUCUCGAUAAAAAUGCGAGCGAUAAGCAACCACCUAGCCCCAGUCCAUCCACUGGGGCAGUGGAUGCACCUCCACUUGACGAAGCCGAUUUGCCGCCCAUGAGUAGCCAAACAGAACUGGAGACCUCAUUGCCAGAUAUCAAGACGGAUGAGCAAGCAAUUGAGGAAUAUGAAGCAUCACAGGCUGAUGAAACGGAACCAGGGCUGCAUGUGAGAUUGCGGGAUGGCGUCUGGAAAAAAGGCAAAAGCUCCAUCUAUGUCGAUGCUUUCAACUUGGCACUGGAGACAGUACUUGAUGAAGAACCGCACCUCUUCAGUGAGGCUGAGAUGGAGGUGUUUACGCAGUGGAGGGAACUGUCAUAUGAGUCACAAUAUUUGUACGUGCGACUCUUCUUGCGCAAGACAUCUGCGUGGCAUCGAGUCAAUAGACUGGGAUAUUAUUCAGAUAUAUCCGAUCUGUCCGCAGUAGCUGUUGAUCUGCAAUGUGAUCGUACACUACCCAAAAUUGAAGAUCAAGAUCCGUGUAAAUUGGAUCUUGUGGACACUUUUCGAUUCGCCGACGGAACACAAGAAAUCAAAACUUUGGAAGAGGCCUCGUCUCUUCUAUUACUUGAAGAGCUUAAAGGAUUCGCCAAGGAAGCCAAAGUGCAGGGCAAGAACAAGAAAGAGCUGCUGGCAGCUCUAUGUGAGACCAGCCAGGCACAGACAGGCCUUGGGUUCAAAAAUAAGACACACACCAAACAAUGUGGAAACCGAGAAAUCCAUUUCUUGCAGAAGAUCUUGGAUUACACAGGCGAUUGUAUUCGGCUGUCUCCUGGACCCCGUUCUCUGUUCGAGCGGGUACACUUGGUCUUCUAUAGAUCAACCGAGUGGACCGAAAAGUCACUAACUACUAUCAUUCUAGCCAAGAUCUCACGGAGAAACUUCCCAGAAUACAUAGUAUGCCGCUCAAAUUCCAUUUUCCCCUCCAGGGGAGCCCUCUUAGAAUUUGAAGCUUCCUUACGGACGCAAUUUGACAUUGACAACAUCCUGGAGUUCAAUGGCCCUCCAACUACGGAUUCAUUACAACAUAUUAUUGAUCUCGCCAAUAAGGUUCAUCCCCGAUGGCAGGAACUAGCCAAAGAAGAGCAGCAGAAGGAAGACUCCAUCUACGAUAGCGGCGAGGGUGCUUAUCUGCGCCGGUUUUCCCCCGCUUGGGUCUACACACGCAUCAUCCACAAGAGCCUACAACCUCUUGGUCGGUUCAAGGAACAUAAACGCGAGCAUGAGGUUCUCACGGAGCUCCUUGGCCAGCGUCUGUUUCACGCUGCCCGUCGUGGUGCCUGGUACCAGCGUAAAGCACUCUUAGAAGAGCACUACAUGUGGGCCCUAACACCGACAGACGACCGAAGCGAGGAAAAGCAACGGAAGUUCUGGAGAAGAGUUGCGCUGCGAACGUGCGAGGAGGGAUUGGAAGAUCCACUCUGCCACUUGAUAUACCACUAUGACCUGCAAAAAAGGGUCACAAAGCUUGAAAGGGCCUUGAAAGUCGUCAAGCGAGAGCAGCAUGAUUUCGGCCAUGUGAUGCUGAGCAAACCAGUCGAACGAACAGUCGAGGGAGUCCGUAUCGAGCGAGACGAGCCCAUGAAGAAGGGUAAACCCACGGUCUGGAUCGACGAGAGAGAAGGGGGUGAGUGUCGAGUGGAGAGCAUGUGCUUAAGUUGGUACCGCGAUCAUGGCUGGAAGGGCUAUCACUCCGAAGGAGGUAUUGUUCGAACCCUGUUCGGACUUCUCUUCUACGAUAUCUUGUUCACCUACGUCCCCAACGUCUUCCAAACACCAUUCCAAACUUGCCCACUCGAUCUGCAUACUGAUGUCUUCUAUCCAUCUCGGGCAUCAGAGAUCAACCACCGAUUAGUCGAAAUUACGAAUGGUGAGGCCGAGUGUAUCAUCCGGAAGGUUCAUACUCGCGAAGCAGCCGCACAACCCUGUGCUAUUGGCAUUGAUUGGUCGUUCGAGCUUGAAGAUCUGCUUGAGAUCGGGCGGUGCUUUCGAGGUGAGGCUCUAGCUACUAUCUGCAAGGUUAUGGCACAAGAAUACCAACAGCGUGGUGGUGGUAUUCCUGACCUGUUCCUUUGGAACCCUGAAACAAAAACUGUUAUGUUCUCGGAAGUGAAGUCUGAGAAUGACCGGUUGAGUGACACACAGCGCCUGUGGAUACAUAUUCUUCGCUCUGCUGGAGUUGAGGUUGAGCUGUGCAAUGCAGUUGCGAGGGAAGUCAGGAGGGAAUAG